AUGACGGCCGCGAAACCUUCCGGGCCCGCUCCAGCGGCAUCCUGCGAGCUGCGUGAAGCAGUACGUCGACCAGGUCGACUUGAGCAGUUUUUCAAUGCACGCUCGCGCCUCAACCUCACCUCCUGGGUGGUCUCCGUAGCACAUUAUACGCAUCCUUCCCUUGCCCUCACCAAAGCCCUCCUGUAUCCCGCGCUCGCCUCGGUCGUCACCACCAAGUUGCCCGUGCUCGCCGCGCAGCUGCCCGCGCUUCCCGCGCCACAAACAUGGACGCGCAUGGCCACCCUCGACCUCGACAAGGUCGUGACGUUCCUCCCCGACGCCGGCAUGGACUUCUCUGCGUUACAGCGCGCCCUGGAGACGGAGUUCGGGCGCCCCAUGGAUUUCCGUGAAGACCUCCCGUUCUGGCGCAUGUGGGUCUUCACCGACGGUACCAUCGUCUUCGGCUAUGACCACUCUAUCGGCGACGGCCAGUCCGGGCCCGCGUUCCACACCCAGCUCCUGACCGCGCUCUCCCUCGUGCCUGCCGACUCCCUCCCCGCCGACGCCGACGCCUCGAGCAUCGUCGACCUCGACGCGACCACCGCGCAGCUCGUGCCGGCGAUUGAGAGUGUGACGGACACGUCGGCGUCCCUCUUCUCCCUGCUUGACGGGCUCGGGCACGAAAUCCUCCCCUGGACGGACCGCAAGGCGCCGCGCGCGUGGACGGGGAACCGGACCGUGCCGCACAUCGAGCUCGCGUGUCGGGUCCGCGUCGCGUACGCGGCGCCGGCCGACGCCGCGAAGCUGCUCGCGGUCGCGCGCGCGCACAAGACGACGGUGACGUGCACGCUGCACACGCUCAGCAUCCUAGUCCUCUCGCGGAUAAUCCACGAAGCGGACGCGGGCGCGGGCGCGAGGGCGCGCAAGAUCAGAUACAAGACGAUCCCGUCCGUAAUCCCCAUCAGCCUCCGGAGCCAGGUGGGGACCCCGAUGACGGCGAUGUGCAACCACGUCUCGACGUGGGCCUCGCACCGCGAGAUCUUUCCCAAGGACGUCGCCGCGGUCCCCGUGUCGCCCGCGAGCUUCCCCUGGGCGGAGGCGACGAAGCUCGGGGCGGACCUGAAACGCGCGAGUCGGAAGGCUGCGAAGGACAUCGGGCUGAUCAAGUACUUGUUUGGCAAGUACGACAAGUACUACCUCGACAAGCUGGGAAAGAAGCGGGGCUAUGGAUUUGAGCUGUCGAACCUGGGCGCGUUUCCGAAGGGCGAGAAGGAAGCGGUGGCUGUGGAGGGCGUGUGGGCGAUCCGCGAGUUGUGGUUUGUGCAGGCGGACGCAACGCUGGGAGGUGUCAUCAAGCUCAACCUCGCGGGAUCGCCUGAGGGUGGGUUGGGGAUAUCAGUCACUUGGGGCAAGGGUGCGAUUGGGGACGAGUUCGCGGAGACGUGGGUGAAGUGGUUCAAUGCAGGCUUGCAGGCGCUGAUCACGGCGGAGUAG
This is a messenger RNA of Epithele typhae, 1473 nucleotides long. RefSeq lists its product as uncharacterized. The transcript is spliced from 2 exons. The record is from RefSeq and is a predicted model, not a curated record. Gene Ontology annotation, molecular function: N-acetyltransferase activity. NCBI's taxonomy places the organism in Eukaryota, Fungi, Basidiomycota, Agaricomycetes, Polyporales, Epitheliaceae. Bases 1 to 1473 code for a protein of 490 amino acids.